CCGAGCUCCACCGAUGCUAAGCUAACUACCUUUAGCCACCGGGAGCGGACAUGUUGUUCGGACCGUUCCGCGGAUAAGCGUCGCUAUAAGCGGGGAAUCUGGUGCGGAGGGGCAGGCUCGGGGGCGUCGGGCAGCCAUGGACGCCGUCAACGCCUUUAACCAGGAGUUAUUCUCCUUGAUGGACUCCAAGCCCCCGAUCUCUCGGGCGAAGAUGAUAUCCAUCACCAAAUCAGCCAUCAAAGCUAUGAAACUCUACAAACAUGUGGUCCAGAUUGUGGAGAAGUUUGUUAAGAAGUGCAAGUCUGAGUACAAGAUUGCAGGCCUGUAUGUGGUGGACUCCAUUGUUCGGCAGUCCAGACACCAGUUUGGAUCGGACAAGGACGUGUUUGGCCCAAGAUUUACCAAAAAUAUCACAGGAACAUUUGAGAACCUCUGCCUUUGCCCUAUAGAAGACAGGAGUAAGAUUGUGCGGGUGUUGAACCUGUGGCAGAAGAAUGGGGUGUUCAAGAUCGAGAUCAUUCAGCCCCUCCUGGACAUGGCUGCUGGGUCUAGCAGUGGUGCUGCCCAAUAUAUGGACACAGAUGAGCCAGGUUCUUCUCCACCUCCAGCCAAAGAGCCGGUUACUUCGGUGACGGCAAACUCCACCACGACGUCCACUGCUCAGCUGCAAAACACUGAUGCCUUCGCUGCCGUGGCUCAGCUCUUCCAGUCGUCACAGGGUCAGCAGCUUCAACAGAUGCUCCAGAACUUCCAGCAGCAGCCAGCGAAGCCAGACACCAACACCCAGCCUCCUCUCCAUACGAGCCAAACACAGGCCCAAAACAUCCCCGCCGGCCUGGGCAUGGGCACUCCACAUCCUCCCCAGCCCAGCCAGCAGAAAACCACCUUUGACAAGAAAUUGCUGGAUCGUUUUGACUACGACGAUGAACCAGAUGCUGGAGAGGACUCGAGAAAGGAUGACAUUGCAUCACAGCCCUCUUUUAUGCAGCAGCCACCGGCCUUCCCACAGCACUUUAAUCCGUCAAUGAUUAACAUGUCGCAAGACCACUCACAACAGGUUCCUCUUCCGCCUAAUGGCCAGCACCAGGCCUAUGGUUUACCAUCAGGACAAAGCUUCCCAGUUAUGAUGCCUCCUAUGGGGCACGCUCUACCAGGGCAGCCCCUCCCUGGUUCGACUGGGCUUCCAGGUUUUCCAGGGGUAUUUCCUCCCCACAAUGCAGACCAGCAACAACAGGAUAUGUCAAUGGAUGUGGACCGCUCGUCUGUGAGGGACGGCCGACAUGGCCGAAGGUCACCACACUCAGGCUCCAGGUCUCCAAAGAGGAGGAGGUCACGCUCUAAUUCUCGCACUCGGCGGUCCAGGCACCGGCGGUCCCGCUCGCGCUCCAGAGACCGCCGUCACCAUUCCCCACGCCCUCGCUCUCUGGAGCAAAGGGAGAGAGAGAAGGAGAGGGAGCGACGGCAGAAGGGCCUCCCACCGCCCAAGAGCGAGACUCUAAGCAUUUGCAGUACAACUCUGUGGGUGGGCCAGCUGGACAAGAGAACACAACAGCAAGAUGUCGCCUGUAUCCUGGAGGAGUUCGGGGAGAUAGAAUCCAUCAAUAUGAUUCCUCCACGUGGCUGUGCCUAUAUUGUCAUGAUUCUUCGUCAAGAUGCCUUCAGGGCUCUACAGAAGCUUGGCAGAGGAUCUUACAAGGUUAACCAGAAAGCCAUAAAGAUUGCUUGGGCUUUGAACAAGGGCAUAAAAGCUGACUUCAAACAGUACUGGGACGUGGAGCUGGGUGUCACCUACAUACCGUGGUCUAAAAUCAGAGAGGACCAGCUGGAGGAGUUAAAAGAAGGAGGAAUACUGGAUGGAGACACCUUGUCACCAGAGUGGAGUGGAGCCAGGAAGUCUCUGGACCAACCAGAGGAACUCACCCACAACGGCCGUUCAGAGCCACAGCAGCCGGAGGAGAUGCCAAUGUUACCAGUGCCUUCAGCAGCUGCUCCUCCUGCCCAGGUUCCUCCAAUGCAGCAGCCAAUGGUUGGCAUGGGUUCUCUCCAGCCUCCGGGCUUUCCUGGUCCUAUAGGCAUGCCCCCGCAUUCCUUCCCACCUGGCGUCCCCCCUCCUCCUUUCAUGAGACCUGGGUUCAACCCUAUGCAGAUGCCUCCAGGUUUCCCUCCCCCAGGAUCUAUGCAUCUAGGUCCCCCACCUCCUUCCCAAGGUGGACUAGAGGACCAGAACCUGGACCCAGCCGGUCUGGGCAACAGGAAAAACAAUGAGGGCCCAGAGGGUCCCAACAUCUUCAACAACCAGAUGGGUCCUAUGGGUAACCAAUUAGUUGUCCCACCAGUUGCUAUGUCAGGUAUACCUCCAGGUGGUCAUCCAGGGAACAUGCAGCCGCCCUCUGGUGGUCUGCUCGGUGCGCGGCCUGGCAUAAUCCCACUCCAGCGUCCUCCCGGUCCCCCUCUUCCACACUUGCAGCGUUUCCCUCCACCUCACGCGAUAAGACCCCCUCACCCCAACAUGCUCCCUAUGCCCCCACAGAUGAUUCCCAGGGGGCCACACCCUCAGCUGAUUCACCACGAGCCCCCUCCACCCAAAGGGGGCUUUGGGAUGCCGCCUCCCCACAGUAUUCGGGCUCCUUUCCCGCCCCAUGGGCAUGGCCCUUCUCCUCAUCAAGGUCCUCCUCCUCCUUUUGUCAGACCAGGGGCCCCUCAUGUUCAGGAAGGGCCAGAGGAAAUGGAGGAGAGACCGUUCAGGGGAGACAGGCCUGGAUUCAGGGACAGAGAGCCAGAUAGGGACAGAGACUGGGAUCGGGACAUGGACAGAGAGAGGGACAGAGGUUUUGGAGGUGGAAGGCGUCCCUUCGGUGAUGGGGGGAGGGGAGGAGGCGGUGAGAGAAUGGAAGGGAGAGGCAGGGGAGGAGGCUGGCAGGAGGACGGGGGCAAUCAGCGUGGAGGAGGAUGGGAGAGAGAUAGGGACAGAAGUCGUGACAGAGAUUGUGAUCGUGACAGAGAUAGAGACAGACGGGACUGUAGGGAGAGGCGGACCAGUCUAGACAAGGAAAGGGAACGAGGGAGAAAUGAUGAUGGGGGGAAGGAUCACGGGAAAGGGGAAGGAGGAGGAAAGGGAGAGGGAAGCAGUCGAGACAGAGCGAGAGGAGCAGAGGGAAAAGAACGGGAAAGGCCGAGGCGGGAACGGCGAGAGAGGGCCUCGCGGUGGGACAAGGAUGAUCGAUUGGCCGAAGUAGAAAACAUGGACAUACUUCGGACCUCGGACAGCACAGAGCAACCUUGUGUGACUCCUGAGGCUGCUGUGGAACCGAGUAAAGAGCCGAGCAAAGAACCGAGUAAAGAGCCGAGCAAAGAACCGAGCAAAGAGCCGAGCAAAGAGCCGAGCAAAGAACCGAGUAAAGAGCCGAGUAAAGAGCUGAGCAAAGAACCGAGCGUGGAACCUCCUCAACAAAAGGCAGAAUCAGAACCUGUUGCUGCGACAGAGCCAACGCCAUCUGAGCCUUUACCUCCAGCUCAAAGUGAACCCACGGAAACAGAACAGGAAGCAGCAUCAUAGACUGGCUCUGGCUCCGACUCCUCCUUCAGCGAAAGACUGAUACGAACCACUGAGAGACAACAGGUGGUUUCACUAUGGUUGCCAGCCUCAACUCCUGGCAGAAGAGCUGGUCACCAUUUUUCAGUUGCUAUUGGCCAUUUCUGACAAGUAACGGAUUUCUUGAAGACAAACAUCUCUGACACAUAUUAUCAAACAGGUUAAAAUGGUCAUUUGUAGUUGCAUCCAUGUCUCAAAACACAAAUCCAUUGGUUUGCAGACAGGAAACAACUGAUUUAUAUCACACAAAUGUAUUGUUACUUCACGAACCCUCAUCUCCUCACUCACUCACUCACUAAACGUUAUUUUUAAAAUAUAUUUAAAAAAUUUGCCCAAAUAUGACAAAUUCUAAAGAAGCACCAUUCUAUCUGCUGGUUUUCUCAUCUUGUUUUUCUUGUCAGCCUUUAGGAACAGCUUUGAAAGGGCUAUUAACAGACAUUGUGACUGACUCCGAGUCGUUUCACUUAAAGACAUUUCAGCAUUAACCCGCUCACCAACUAUCAAUGAAAGAAUAAGGAAAUCCAAGCUUAUUAUGGCUUUUCUCCUGUGAACUAUUUCUGGAGUAAACAGAUUAUGAUGUUGUACGAUGAGAAUCAGAGGUUGGAGUGAAUUGGAUCUACUACUAGAAGAGUUAUUGUUAUACAAAACUGACCUUGAGAACGUCCAUUUGUAAAGAAACUGAUUUCUACCCAGAUUGGCCACAGCUGUUCAAAAACAGCUGAAGUUUCAUCUUGAUGAAGUUCUCAAAACUAACAUCAACAUCAUAAAGUUGAGUGAAAUGUCAUUCAACAGUUCUCAGAUGUGUACCCUUAGUCAUUUCUUUUUUUCUCUGUCUAAAUCUCAUACUCUUUCCUAAAGGUGUAUUUUUUUCAUCAGUUAAAUAAAGAAGAAACUUUUUGUGGCUCCAGCUGAGGAAAAUCCAAUUAAAGUUCAUUUCAAUUAUUGUAACAAAAAUCCAGGGGCCAUAUUUAUGUUUAUGGUUUUUUCCUAUGUGUAGGGAAGAAGGGGGUAUGAUAUCUUGUGACUAGAUAAAAGGGCUGAAUUGUGUUUUGGAAUCUUCAUCUAUUUAUCUCAUGUAUCUCAGAAAAUUCAGAUCUAUAAUUUAGUUUUUUUUUUCCAUAUGAAAAUGCAAAAAUGAAUCCCUGAAGCUGAACAUGUUGUUGUUUUUGACUGAUAAACACAGCCUGCAAACUUAGUUUCCGUUUCACUGUAGAGAUAUUUUGUGUAAACACCCAGGUUCCCAACAAAUCCCAACUCUUGCUCCCUCAUAGAUUUCACCCAGAGGCACCACGGGCCGAACUAAUGUGAUGAAAUGAAGAAUACUGCUCGGGACACACUGCUGUAAAUAUGCUUGUAACACUGACGCUUCCACAGGUGUUAUGGUCAUUGUUGUUAAUAAUAUGCGACUCGUUAAUCAGAGACAACACGUUGACUUUGAAGGAUUAACAGAGGCCCUUUGCUUUAAGGUUUUUAACUCCUCGUGGUUUGAACGUUGACAGAUGUUUCUAUGAUUUGUUAAAAAUACAAAAGACAUGGACAGAAAAUCUUCAAUAUUUCAACCAUAGGAAUUUGUUUUUAAUAAACUAUUUUUUUACCAAA
Molecule: messenger RNA, 5191 nt
Organism: Platichthys flesus (European flounder)
Lineage: Eukaryota; Metazoa; Chordata; Actinopteri; Pleuronectiformes; Pleuronectidae
Gene: scaf4a
Product: SR-related CTD-associated factor 4a
Exons: 19
Coding region: 137-3556 (1139 amino acids)
Biological process (GO): negative regulation of termination of RNA polymerase II transcription, poly(A)-coupled
Cellular component (GO): nucleus
Molecular function (GO): RNA binding; RNA polymerase II C-terminal domain phosphoserine binding
Source: RefSeq, a predicted model, not a curated record